Molecule: messenger RNA, 1773 nt
Organism: Sycon ciliatum
Lineage: Eukaryota; Metazoa; Porifera; Calcarea; Leucosolenida; Sycettidae
Product: protein PRRC2C-like
Exons: 3
Coding region: 138-1211 (357 amino acids)
Source: RefSeq, a predicted model, not a curated record
GCGCAGCAAAAAUACUGAGAAAGGAAGGAGAUCGAACACCACACGCACACACACAACAAUCAGGCAGAGCUUGUCAUUAAUUUUGUGUACAAGGCAGAGAAGCUAACUUUUGUUUCGAUCUUCUCUUCGCUCCGGAAAUGGAGGUUCAAGACAAGAGAGCAGACUUUUUCAAGGGGAAUGAACUCUCAAGAAGAGAUAAUAUAGCAAAAUUGUAUGCCGUUGGGCUUACAUGUAAGCAAAUCAUGGACCUGACUGGCUACAAGCGCACACAGGUGCGGGAUACGGUGAGGAAGCUAAAAAAUAAUGGGGAGAUCAGCAGAAAGCUUAAAUCGGGUCAGGCCUCUGCACCAAGUCAAGAUCCUGAUCAGGCUGAUGCCACUCCUGCCGAUACGAGUGAUGCUGACACGGCGGACAAGCCCGCUCAACAAGACCCGCAGAAGAAGGCAGCGGGUGAUGACUCGGUGGAGCGAACAAAGAAGGCCAUGCAGGAGUUUUUCAAAGGCAAUGAACGCGCGAGAAGAGAGAGGAUAGCGGCAUUGUCCCGCUCUGGGCUGUCAUGCAGGCAAAUUAGGGAACUGACUGGCUACAAGCGUACACAGGUGAGGGAUACACUCAAGAAGGUGCAAAAUAACGAGAACAUGAACAGAAAGCAUGGAAGUGGGCGUUUCGCUGCAAGGAUUACUGCUGUAGCCGCUACUUCGUCUGUAGCCGCUACUUCGGCUGUAGCCGCUACUUCGGCUGUAGCCGCUACUUCGGCUGUAGCUGCUACUUCAUCUGUAGCUGAUACUCCGGCUGUAGCCGCUACAUCGGCUGUAGCUGCUACUUCGGCUGUAGCUGCUAGUACUGCUGUAGCUGCUAGUACUGCUGUAGCUGCUAGUACUGCUGUAGCUGCUAGUACUGCUGUAGCUGCUAGUACUGCUGCUGCUACUUCUACUGUAGCUGCUACUUCUGCUGUAGCGGCUAGUACUGUCGUAGCUGCAGCCGCCGCUGAUGCUGUGGCUGCCGCCACUGACGCAGCCGCUGGCACGGUUACAGUUGCAACUACAGCUAGUGCUGCUGCUGCUUCUGCUGCUCCUGCUGCUGCACCAAGCCCUCCGCCACAAGAAGGAGCGGCAGACAUCGUCCACACGAGCAUGGAGAGAGGUCGGCCAGAUCAAGAGGAGGUCCAGAUGGACGCCGACCGUGAACUCAUCGUGGUGGUGGACAGCUAAGCAAACUGGGCGCUAAGAACGAUCCUUUAGCGUCCACCCACUACGAGUAUCCCUGUGGUGCUUGACUGGCCGAGUUCGGCUCUUGAUCCAACGCUGUACAAUGUGGACUGGAUAGAUUUCCAGCCAUAGUGAUAGGGACUGCUCCAUGAUAUGUGCUGGUAGUAGCAUGACCCACUGUAUGCUGACUGUACUGCAGAUAAGCAAAGGUAUGUAUGGACGCUGAGUGCACACAACGCCGCACUCUGAGAUUAAAUGCAUGCGUACUCGCUGCACAACAAGUCGUAUUGCUUAAGGCGCUGCGCAGCGCUCGAGUCACACUGCCCAGCGCCCAGCUCAAUGUUUACAUCUCCGCUCAGUAUAUCCUUUUUAAGUCAGGACCCCUACUUUGAGAUGCACUGCGCAUUCAAGUAGCAGUUUUUUUUAAACAUUUUAGGAAUCAGAUGCAACCACACAGUUGUUACUAUGAGUGUGUUGCUUUUAGGCUACAAACACAGCUGUUUUCAAUUGUUGUCACCGUUGUAGUUGUUGAAGUGACUACGACGGAUUAGUCGGUAGAAAUGAA